AUUGGGAAUUAAGUUCCAGUAAUGGAUAAGUUAGCAGCCAGCUACCAUUGGAGCAGUGGAAGAAAACAACUUGAAAAUUGUCAUCAUUGUCACUCAUGCAUGGCUGGCUCACCAGUGGCUUUUAACUUUCCUCUCUGUUGCUUGGCCCAUAUCUCCAACUCCCUACUUGUCUUAAUUUAAUAGAUAUAAUACAAUUUGAUUAAUUAUAACUAGAGAUCUAUAUAUAUAAAGCCACUUGUCUUUGAACCUCCAUGUGCAUGAGUAUUGCUAGCACCACUACAACUUGCUUGUUCUUGAUUAUGGAGUCCUCAAGUGUUUUCCUUUUCUCUGUGGUUUCCUUGCUAGUUCUUAGUGAGCUUGUGCAGCAAUCAGAGGCAAGAGCAUUCUUUGUCUUUGGAGAUUCUCUUGUUGACAGUGGAAACAACAACUACUUGGCAACCACCGCUCGGGCCGACUCGCCACCAUAUGGCAUUGACUACCCGACGCACCGGCCGACCGGACGGUUCUCCAACGGGCUCAACAUACCCGACAUAAUCAGUGAACGCAUUGGUGAGGAGCCUACAUUGCCUUACCUGAGCCCUGAACUGCAAGGGGAGCGGUUGUUCGUCGGAGCCAACUUUGCUUCAGCUGGAAUUGGCAUUUUGAACGACACUGGAAUCCAAUUUCUGAACAUUAUAAGGAUCAAUCAGCAAUUGGGAUACUUUCAGCAGUAUCAGGAGAGGGUAAGUUCUCUCAUUGGUCCUGAUGAGACACAACGGCUAGUAAAUCAGGCUCUUGUUCUGAUAACUCUUGGCGGCAACGAUUUCGUCAACAAUUACUACUUAGUACCCUUUUCUGCUAGAUCUCGGGAGUUCUCUUUGCCAGAUUAUGUUCAGUACAUAAUCUCUGAAUACAAGAAGAUUCUUGCGAGGCUUUAUGAUCUGGGAGCCCGGCGGGUCCUCGUCACCGGAACCGGUCCCCUUGGUUGUGUCCCAACUGAGCUUGCUCUGAGAAGCCCAAACGGCGAAUGCGCAGCGGAGCUGCAACGGGCCGCCAAUCUCUUCAACCCCCAGCUUGAACAGGUCCUUAAUGAGCUCAACAGCGACGCCGGUUCAGAUGUGUUUGUUACAGCCAAUGCAUUCAGGAUGCAUAUGGACUUCAUCAGCAACCCACAAGCCUAUGGCUUCGUUACUUCUAAGGUGGCCUGUUGUGGGCAGGGAGCAUACAAUGGAGUUGGCCUCUGCACAAUUGCUUCAAAUUUGUGCCCAAAUAGGGACAUCUAUGCUUUCUGGGACGCAUUCCACCCAACAGAGAGAGCAAACAGGAUUAUUGUCAGCCGAUUUGUGACUGGUUCUUCAGAAUAUAUGAGCCCAAUGAACUUGAGCACUAUCAUGGCGUUGGAUGCAAGGACUUAAAAUACAUAGAGCAUUUCCCCUUAUGCUUUUUUUUUUUUUAACUUUUUUUUUGGGUUGUUUAUGAUUUGGUAUUAGAACUUGAAGGUUGAGAUGGCGAUUAAAAUUGGGGAUAUGAACUCUUGAAGGUUUAAUAAAGCCUCUAGCCAAGUUAAUUUUUAUUGAGUUGUAUCUGAAUUUGAUUGUUUCCAUUGCAUGAAAUCAUCUUGAACAAAAUGUAAGGAUGGUAAGAAGAAUGUCAAGUUGUUAUGAUGCUUAAGGUAAGAAAUAAGAGGUGACAUGU
Messenger RNA from Dendrobium catenatum, 1674 nucleotides. Its product is annotated as GDSL esterase/lipase At5g33370. Bases 252 to 1394 code for a protein of 380 amino acids. The record is from RefSeq and is a predicted model, not a curated record. Gene Ontology annotation, molecular function: hydrolase activity, acting on ester bonds. NCBI's taxonomy places the organism in Eukaryota, Viridiplantae, Streptophyta, Magnoliopsida, Asparagales, Orchidaceae. The transcript is spliced from 5 exons.